Dictyostelium discoideum AX4 is the source of this 1110-nucleotide messenger RNA. RefSeq lists its product as hypothetical. Gene Ontology annotation, biological process: protein lipoylation. Gene Ontology annotation, molecular function: lipoate-protein ligase activity. The record is from RefSeq and is a predicted model, not a curated record. Lineage: Eukaryota; Evosea; Eumycetozoa; Dictyosteliales; Dictyosteliaceae. The transcript has 3 exons. Bases 1 to 1110 code for a protein of 369 amino acids.
AUGAUAUCAAUAAAAGGAGUGGUGUCACCAUUAUUAUUAUUUAAAAAUAGUAAUAACAAUUUUAAUUUUACAAAAAUUGUUAAUAAUUUAAAUAGAUAUUACUCAACCACAACCACAACAACCACAACAACCAUCGGAAAUAAAGAAAAUAAUGGAAAGAAAUCAAUUAAAAUUUAUAAAUCAACAACUAAUAAUGCAUUAUUUAAUAUUGCAACAGAAGAUUGGUUAUUUAAAGAAUUUGAUUUAAAUAAACAAACAUUAUAUUUAUGGAGAAAUUCACCAACAGUUGUUAUUGGUAGAUAUCAAAAUCCAUAUAAAGAAUGUCAUCUUCAAAGAAUGGAAGAGGAUAAUGUUGUAUUAGCAAGAAGAUAUAGUGGUGGUGGUGCUGUUUAUCAUGAUUUAGGUAACACUAAUUUCACAUUUUUAUCACCAACUGCUGAUUAUAGUAAAGAUAGAAAUACAAAUAUCAUAAUUAAUUCCCUAUCGUCAAUUGGUAUUUCAGGACCAAUUGAAGCAUCUGGUAGAAAUGAUAUCAUUGUUCAAGGUAAAAAAGUAUCAGGUUCAGCUUAUAAACAAUCUGGUCCUCGUUCAUUUCAUCAUGGUACAAUUAUGAUCAAUGUAAAUUUAGAUUCACUUCAAAAAUAUUUAAAUCCAAAUAAAGAUAAAUUAAAGAGUAAAGGUAUUACAAGUGUCAUAUCAAGAGUAUUAAAUAUGAAAACUAUAUUACCAACAAUGAAUCAUGAAAUGGUUUGUGAUAGUGUAAUUAAAGAAUUUUGUAAAAUGUAUGGAAAUGAUAAUGUAGAGGUAGAGGAAUUGACAGUUUCAGAUUUAGAGAGAAUACCAUCAUUAAAGGAAACUUAUGAAACCCUUCAAAAAUGGGACUGGAGAUAUGGUAAUUCACCAGAAUUUGAACAUCAAUUUGAAAAAAGAUUCGAUUGGGGCACAGUUGAUAUCAAUAUGAAUGUUACAAAAAGUAUAAUUGAUAAAGUAAAGAUUUAUAGUGACUCACUUAAUCCAACAAUGAUUGAAGUACUCUCAAAUAAUCUUUUAGGUAUGAAAUACAAUGAAGAAGGUAUCUCAAUUGCAAUUGAAAGAACAAAAACUUGUUGA